CUGCAGGAUUUAGUGUUCACGUCCACAGGGUCUACGCUGAUCGGUCACACUGACAUGGUCAUCCACAGCAGAUGCUCAUCCGUUCAGACAUUCAGACCAUGCCAGCCCUUCCCAACCACCCAAGUUUUUACUCACUGUCACACCCAGGGUGACUUCAGUUCCCAUGGAACGCUAUUGUGCGGAUCGCAGUGCCGAGUAUGAAUGGAGGUUAAUACGAGAUGGAGGGAGUCUGAUUGCUAAGCAGUGCUUCCUGUACGGAUCCCCUGAGCUGGCUAGCGCCUGGGCUCAACGCUCUCAGGCCUUCCUCCCUCAGAGCCCAGGGGGCGUCAUGGCCCUGCAGCAAAGACAUGGCUGGUCCUUCAUAAGGAUCCCAGACAAAGAGUCUCUGAUCACAGACAGCGGGAAGCUUCACACUCUCGACCUUCUGCUGACUCGACUGAAGUCUCAGGGCCACCGAGUUCUCAUCUACUCUCAGAUGACCCGCAUGAUAGACCUUUUAGAGGAGUACAUGGUGUACCGCAAGCAUACAUACAUGAGACUGGAUGGUUCAUCCAAGAUUUCGGAGCGGCGGGACAUGGUGGCUGACUUCCAGAGCCGGACGGAUAUUUUUGUCUUCCUCCUCAGUACCAGAGCCGGAGGGCUGGGGAUCAACCUGACAGCUGCAGACACGGUUAUCUUCUACGACAGUGACUGGAACCCCACAGUUGACCAGCAAGCUAUGGAUCGAGCCCACAGACUAGGACAAACCAAGCAGGUCACAGUCUAUCGGCUUAUUUGCAAAGGGACAAUUGAGGAACGCAUCCUACAGAGAGCCAAAGAAAAGAGUGAGAUUCAGAGGAUGGUAAUAUCAGGAGGAAAUUUUAAACCUGACACCCUGAAACCCAAAGAGGUGGUCACCUUGCUGCUGGAUGAUGAUGAGCUGGAGAAAAAAUUGCGUUUACGGCAGGAAGAGAAACGGCAGCUGGAGGAGAGCAGUAAGGUGAAAGAGAGGAAGAGGAAGAGGGAGAAGUAUGCAGAAAGGAGAAAGGAGGAUGACCCAGACACAAAGAGGAAGAAAGAAGGUGUGAAUGUGGUCAUCCCUUUUGUCCCGUCUGCAGACAACUCCAAUCUGUCAGCAGAUGGAGAAGACUCGUUCAUCAGUGUGGACAUGGACUCGGCCAUGCCCAGCCCCUUCAGUGAGAUCUCGUUGAGCAGUGAGCUCCAGCCCAGCUCCAUUCCCGCAGACGAAAGCAGCAGCGACAUGUUGGUAAUUGUGGAUGAACCCAUGUCUUCUGCUCCACAGUCCCGUGCCACCAACUCUCCCGCGUCCAUCUGCGGCUCUGUGUCUGACACGAUGAAUGGUGUCUCAUCCCAAGAUGUAUCCAGUCCAGGCAGGGGAAGGUCCAGUCGGAGUCGAGGACGCCCCAAAGGCUCUGGAGGAGCCGGGAAGUCUUCUGUGAGAAAGGGAAGAGGACGGAAGUCCACCGCGGGCAGUGCUGCAGCCAUGGCGGGGGCGAUGGCAGGGGCGGCAGCGGCGUCUGCGGCUGCGUAUGCCGCAUACGGCUACAGUGUGUCCAAAGGUAUUCCAGCAGCUGGCUCCUUACAACCGGCUCUUAUUCGGUCUUCAGCCACACCUGCCUUUGUUCCAGCUGGCACCUCCUCCCGUCAGGCUAAAGGAAGCGCUAUGGCCACCAACUCACAGACUUUAGCACACGGCAGUUCACAAAGCAAACACAACGCCACUAAGAGAGCUAAAGGACCCAGCAACCACAGUGGGCGGUAGCAGCUUGGAAAUGUUUUCUUUUUGUUCGUAGCAUGGCCAGUACAUUUUCAGUCCAAGGUUGAUGAUUCUCACGCUUAUGAUGUCAAGAUGUUAUUAUACCGCAAGCCCUAUUGUCACUGGGAAACCCGACCUGAUGCACAUCCAAAUUUAGCAUCCAUUUCAGGGGCUGUUGAGCAGUAUACGAGGAAGCACACUUCCAUUGAGAAUAUGAAAUUUAACCAAUUGUUCCUUAUGAACAGAAAAUAGCCAUUGCAAUGGUUGACGAAAGAGUUUGUUAUUCCAGUGAGAGCUCUUUUAUUUUGUUUUCUGAUGACCAAGUAUGCAAAGGGCAGCGGGGCCAAAUUAAGGAACCAAGAUUCUUCCUCAUCUUCUGGCUCUGAUCAUAAGAUGUUAGGCAUCAUUAUGAGCAGAGAUUAAUUGAAAUGGUAAGGGGGGAGGAAUGUUGGUUAUUGAACACCCUCUGGAACAGUCUUUACCUUGAACACAAAGGAACAGACAAGACUGCUUUUGUAAGAUUGCUCUUAUUUUUGUAGAACAGACUUGUUGACAUUUGUUCAGUAUAAAUAACGAAUGGCCGCCUUUGUUUAUUUGCUGCAAAUUCAGAUUUUGGCUUAAAUACUAAUAUAUAUUUUCUCUUGGGAAGAAUAAAAUAAAUCAAGUUUUUUUUUUGUAGUAAAUGCAGUGGGAAAAUGUCGGAAGUGAGUGCUGCUCAAAGACCGUCAAAGCUCAGAUUGUGACUUAAAAUAUUUGGAUGUGAAAUGUAUCAUAGCUUAAGUUAAAGCCUGGUAAUUUAAUUUAUGAUGAUCUGUGCUAGGUAUAAAUUGUAUCAAAGUGGUUUUAUUUUUUAAUAACAUGAAGAGUCCAUAAUUUUGUGGUAUCUGUGACAUAUUGCUUUGGUUUUGAGGAAUGCCAUCUCUGGAUUUAUUUUGUCUUUAAAAGUGAUGAUAAAUGUUCAAUGUAUGUAAAUACUUAAAGGGUAUCAUUCUCCAUUUUCCUGCAAUUGCUUGUCUAU
Messenger RNA from Carassius auratus (goldfish), 2774 nucleotides. Its product is annotated as chromatin-remodeling ATPase INO80-like. Gene Ontology annotation, molecular function: ATP hydrolysis activity; histone binding. Lineage: Eukaryota; Metazoa; Chordata; Actinopteri; Cypriniformes; Cyprinidae. The record is from RefSeq and is a predicted model, not a curated record. Gene Ontology annotation, biological process: chromatin remodeling; DNA repair. The transcript is spliced from 12 exons. Gene Ontology annotation, cellular component: Ino80 complex. The coding region runs from base 164 to 1762 and encodes 532 amino acids.